Pleurotus ostreatus (oyster mushroom) is the source of this 2580-nucleotide messenger RNA. RefSeq lists its product as uncharacterized. Gene Ontology annotation, molecular function: protein kinase activity. Gene Ontology annotation, biological process: protein phosphorylation. The record is from RefSeq and is a predicted model, not a curated record. The transcript has 6 exons. Bases 1 to 2580 code for a protein of 859 amino acids. Lineage: Eukaryota; Fungi; Basidiomycota; Agaricomycetes; Agaricales; Pleurotaceae.
AUGGCUGACCACUUCGCGUUCACCAAUAGCCCUCUCAAGAAUACCAAGAAAGCCGCAGGCAGUCGCAAGGAGAUGUCGGCGCUUGAGGUAAAAGAAGAGUACAUAACACCGUACGCGAACUUCUCCCAAGACCACCUGAACUCGCCUCCGGGCUCGAAUUUGGAGGAACUCCUGGAAGCCGACACAACGCUAGUAGCCCUAACCGAAUCAUACGUUUCCGCUGUAGGAAAGCCCCAAUAUUCGGCACUUUGCAAAGUCCUGAAUCAUCUCAGCGAGAAAUUCUGUGGGGAUAACGAACCCAUCGUCUUCGUGGACCAUCACACAGCAUAUCUCAAACAUCAUCCCAACGGAUACUUCGACUGCUCUCCGGAUAUUCCUGCCAUGUUGAAGUCUAGAUUCUUGACCUACCCGUCCACUUCCCCUUGCAAAUGCGCCGAGUGGUCCGAUUUGGAGACCGUAGUCGAAGUCAAGAACGAGCACGAAUACUUGGAUGGCAUAACGCAACUGGCCGCAUACCUUGGACUAGCGAAUCAAGCUCGACCAGACAAAGUUGGAAUAUACGGCUUGAUCACAUCGCCGAGUGGGUACCAGAUACAAUAUAGCGAUGCUGGCGGUCUGACUACAUCGCCGUUCUCCGAUUGGGAACACCUCGUUCCCUUGGCGUCCUAUGCAUAUACGCUCUAUUUUCCUCUUCCAGGACGCCCGCGCUGCGACCCGACCAUCACUCGCUCAUCCACUCGCAUAGAAGAUAAACCGACCUGGGAUGUCACGUUCAAAGGCGAAACAUAUCCUGCGUGCCAAGUCAAAUUUGUCGGCCAACCGUGGAAGCGAAUGACGUGGGUCGCCCAAACAGCGGGUAAAUAUCCCACCGUCAUCAAGGAUUCCUACUGGGCGUAUGGCCGGACAUUCAAGGAAGGGGAAUUAUACGAUCUCCUACAGGCUGACGGCAAACCGGCUCCGGGAUUCGUGAGGGUGAUAACACACGGAGACGUCUUCAAUGAGGAGGGCCCCAUUACGUCUAUCAAUAUCGAACCCCAUGUGUAUCGAGUAAAGACUAGACUCAUCAUGGGAACGUCGGGCGACCCAUUGGCCAAGACUCCGAGUAUCCAGCAUUUUCUCAUGACUAUGUACGACAUUCUGGAAGCUCACCGAUGGGCAGUCAAAAGGAGAAACGUCAUUCAUCGAGACAUAAGCAUAGGCAAUAUCAUCAUCAACCCCAAGGACAAGUCGAAAGCCGAAUUGGAUGAGAGUGGCCGACCCAUAUUUAUCAACGAGGUCCUUACAAAAGCAAAACACGCGCCGCCAGUGGCGCGUCUGUACGAUUUCGACAACGGGGCUGAAUACGACCGAAAGCUUGCACAGACACCGUCAUUCAAGGAGUCUCUAGAGCGUAGUCCCGACCACGAACACCUUCGCCAUAGAACGGGCACCCCUCGUUACAUGGCGCGUGCGGUUGCCGCUGGGCGCACUCUUGAACGAGGCUUGGCUCCCUUCAAUAGUAUGCCCUCAUUGUCAUCAAAGGUGCUUGUCCGUUACAAGAAGGUACACCGGGCGGCUGGCGCGGAUCCUUUUCGACAUUUCGAAGAUCGCCAUGGGAUGGUGCACGGCGUCCGUCUUCAUGGUCUCAACGGAGACACCGGCAACGACGAAGAUGACAGCGACAAAUCCGACGACGACGAAUCCAACAACGACGAAUCUGACCGCGAUGAGUUUGUAGUGAACAAGGUAGAAUUUCCCAGUUUCGAAUCUGACAGUGUCGAGUCAGACACAGGCGAAUCUGGCGACGAAGAAUCUAGCGACAACGAAUCAGACGGCGAAUCUGGCGAAGCCAAAUCCGCAGUUAAAGCCCCGAUAUUCCAGCACCUCCCUCGACAUGACGCCGAGUCAGUAUUUUGGGUGAUUGUAGUAUUCCUGCUUCGUGCACUACCCCUUGGCCAGCGUCCGAAAAAAGACAAGAACAUGAAACACUUGAUACCAGUGUGGAAGUGCAUCGCAUCCCACGAAAUCAAGUCCGACCCCGGGAGCUUCCCCUUCGACCUCCGAGCGAUGCUCUUGUCCUCCGGUUGGGAGCAAAAUCUCCAUAAGCAACUUGGCAGCCUGGCUCCUAUGAUGGAGGAGCUCGUCGAGCAAGUUAAACCUGAAUAUAGUCACCUCCCAGCACCUCCUCCAGACGACUUCCAUCUUCAUGAAGCAAUGCAACGCAUCCUACUCAACUAUGCCAUUAAAUUUUCAGGGGACUCCGACAUCCUUCUGAAUACUAAACAAGGUCGCAUCGUUUUUGAACGGAAGGAACCUCCGGCGCAUAGGGCGUCUACUGAGAUUUCUCUGGACGGCCAGCAUUUGCAGCGAGCUGGACACCGCUCGCACAUUUCGGUAUCUCGAGGUUCAGAUGGUAUUGUCAAAGAUAAAAGAAAGCGGAGAGACAGCGUUGAGGCCAAUUCUUCUGACGGCCAAUCCCCCUCACGCUUCCGCCUCCCAGAUAUCCCCCGCGCAAUCCCAGUUGCGGACAAUGAUGGGCGUAUUGGACCAAAUAUAACACGUGAAGAGUACAUCUUCAGAGACAAGCGCCGGCGCAUGUAA